AUGGCUGCGCACGCGGUUGUCGCGUCGCCAAUCCAAGCGCGCUCGCCCUACGCCGUCAAGGAGACGCACUUUGCGCCACGCGAGUGGACCAAGCUCGACCGUGCCAAUGGCAACAAGUUGGUGCAAUUGCAAAUUGGCCUCAAGCAGGGCAAUAUGGAUGGGUUGCUUAAGCAUCUUGACCAAGUCUCGGACCCGGACCAUGCGCGCUAUGGAGCCCAUUUGAGCGCCGACGAGGUCGACGAAAUGGUCCGACCCGCCAAGGAGACUUGCGAUCAGGUCGAAGACUGGCUGCGCGAAGCCGGCGUCGGCGACGUCAGCUACAACACGGCCAAGGACUGGAUCACUGUCAACCUGCCCAUUGACUUCGUGGAGAAGCUCCUCGACACCGAGUACCACGACUACAAGCACGAGGAUGGGUCCAUCAUCUCUCGCACCACGCACUGGUCCCUCCCUCGCCACCUGCACGGGCAUAUUGAUGUCAUCCAGCCGACUACUUCCUUCUUCCGUGGAGCCGCCAACGCUGCCACCUAUGUCAAGACCAUCGACAAGGUGCACGAGGAGGUUGCCAGCUUGAGCUUGGCCAACGGCCAAUACGAACCCACCGAGAUCUCAAAAGUGUGCAACGUCAGCUCAGUCACGCCAGAGUGCUUCCAGACCCUCUACAAGACUAAGGGAUACAAGACCAAGGCCGCGCACAAGAAUAGCGUCGGCUUCACCAACUACCUUGAGGAAGUGCCCAUCAGGCCCGACACCGAGCUGUUCCUGAAGAAGUACCGCCCUGAAGCCGUGUCUUCGGCGAAGGACUUCAAGACUUACUCCAUCAACGGCGGUCCCUUGAACGAUGGGCCUUUGACCGAACAGGAGCUUGCCGACGACAAGAGCCACGAGGCCAAUCUCGAUGUCCAGGCCAUUGCUGGAAUCAGCUACAAGACUCCCAUUGUCAGUUACUCUACCGGCGGCCGUCCUCCGUUCAUCCCGGACCUUACUGUGGUGGAGAACGAUAGCGAGCCGUACCUCGUCUGGGUCAACUGGCUUCUCCAGCAGCGCUCUAUCCCCAACAUCAUCAGCACCUCGUACGGUGAACCUGAGCAGACCGUACCCCGCAGCUACGCCGAGCGCGUGUGCAAGCAGUUCGCCGCCGUUGGAGCUCGUGGCACCACUCUAUUCUUUUCCUCCGGGGAUAGGGGCCUCGGAGGAACCAACAAGUGCUACAGCAACGACGGAAAGAACACCUACAAGUUCCUUCCUGCCUUCCCUGCGUCCUGCCCUUAUGUCACGACUGUCGGCGCCACCAAGAACUUUGAGCCAGAGGAGUCUGCGUACCGCGCUGCGCGCAACGUCUCUGGCGUCUUCCGCGACUUGUACUCCAGUGGCAGUGGCUUCAGCGAGUACUUCAAGCAGCCCACUUGGCAAAAGGAUGCGGUCCCCAAGUAUGUUAAGAGCAUUGGGGACCUCUACAAGGGCCUUUACAACCCCCGCGGCCGCGGCUACCCGGACCUCGCCGCGCAGGGUCUCUACUUCGCAUACUUCUGGAAUGGCACUGAAGGCACCAUCAGCGGUACUUCGGCGUCGACACCGCUCACUGCUGGCAUCUUUGCCCUCGUGAACGACGCCCUCAUCGCGUCGGGCAAGCCUACGCUGGGUUACCUCAACCCGUGGCUGUACAAGAAGGGCUACAAGGGACUGACUGACAUUACUAUCGGUUUCAGCUACGGCUGCAAUGUCCAGGGCUUCCCAGUGACGAAAGGCUGGGACCCGAUCACCGGCUUCGGUACCCCAAUCUUCCCAGAGCUCGUGAAGUUGGCUGGGGGCAAGGGUGUAGGUUAUUAG
Messenger RNA from Paraphaeosphaeria sporulosa, 1830 nucleotides. Its product is annotated as tripeptidyl-peptidase 1 precursor. Bases 1 to 1830 code for a protein of 609 amino acids. Gene Ontology annotation, molecular function: serine-type endopeptidase activity; tripeptidyl-peptidase activity. The record is from RefSeq and is a predicted model, not a curated record. The transcript is spliced from 2 exons. Gene Ontology annotation, biological process: proteolysis. Lineage: Eukaryota; Fungi; Ascomycota; Dothideomycetes; Pleosporales; Didymosphaeriaceae.